AUGCACUUUGGUUCAAAUAAUAACGAAUAUUCAUAUUUUAUGAACAAUAACAGUACAUUAAUGGAAAUUGAAAAGUCAAAACUAGAAAAAGACAUUGGUGUUUAUAUAUCAAGUGAUUUAAAAUGGGCCAAACAAGUAAAAUAUGCAGCUAGUAAAGCAAAUAGUAUGCUCUCACUACUAAAUAAUACAUUCAAGUACAAGGAUAAAGAUUUCAUAAAAACACUGUAUUGUACAUAUGUUAGACCAAAUUUAGAGUUUUCAAUUCAAGCAUGGAGUCCGUAUUAUACAAAAGAUAUUAAUGAACUAGAAAAAAUCCAACGAAGAGCUUCCAAAAUGAUACCGGAGCUAAGACAACUUGAGUACAAAAAAAGAUUUGAAAUUUCGGGUUUGACUACUUUGGAGACUAGAAGGCUAAAGUGCGACUUGAUCCAGCUUGAACCCCCAAAAGUCGCCCUGCAUAGAGUUUAA
This is a messenger RNA of Hydra vulgaris (swiftwater hydra), 468 nucleotides long. The record is from RefSeq and is a predicted model, not a curated record. Lineage: Eukaryota; Metazoa; Cnidaria; Hydrozoa; Anthoathecata; Hydridae.